This is a messenger RNA of Daphnia pulicaria, 1687 nucleotides long. RefSeq lists its product as uncharacterized. The transcript is spliced from 6 exons. NCBI's taxonomy places the organism in Eukaryota, Metazoa, Arthropoda, Branchiopoda, Diplostraca, Daphniidae. The record is from RefSeq and is a predicted model, not a curated record. Gene Ontology annotation, cellular component: SCF ubiquitin ligase complex. Bases 53 to 1687 code for a protein of 544 amino acids. Gene Ontology annotation, biological process: SCF-dependent proteasomal ubiquitin-dependent protein catabolic process.
CGAUUCUUUGAUUCAUAUUUUUAUUUCUCAAAUUUUUUUAUACCAGUAGAGGAUGCCUGAAGUAUCGCCUGUCUUCUCACUUUAUUCACAGUGUCUUUAUGUCAUACAAGAUAAUUUAGAACAUAUUUAUAGGCCUACUCCUAAAUUGGAGACGGGUAGUUCAUGUUCCAUUUCAGAAAUAUCUUAUGGCGAAUCCGACAACAAUCCGUUUCACAAAAUACCUACCGUUUUGUUGGAGGAGAUCAUCUGUUCAUUCCCUCAAGAAAAGAAAUUAAAAAAUUUCAACAUUGGGUUUCUCAUUACCCCCGAGCUUCAGCAAUUAAUUAUUCCCAGUUUGUGCCGCUAUAGCAACUACAAUGAGCAAUACUUGAAUUUCAGAAAACUUGAAAAACUGCAAGUGUUAGUCAUGCAAAAAACAAAUGUGGGAGACUCUUGUCUGAAAAUGAUAGGGACAUGGUGUAAAAAUUUAAGGGUAUUGGAUGUAAAUUAUUGUUCCAGAGUGACGGACACUGGCAUCGAAUGGUUAAUUCUCCAAUCAAGUGAGUUACGAAACACACUUCGGCAGUUGUUGAUUUCCUGUCGUUCCGUGACGAAAAAAGGGACCAAAAUGGCUAUACAGCAUUUUUCAGCCUUGGAAUUCAUCGAAAAUCGAAAUAUCUUUGAUGUUUUAGUAGAAGUGGUUAAGUCAGCGGCGAGAAUUCAACCCAAAAUUGUAAAAUUCCCUUUCCUUCGUCUAAAAAUGCAUCCUGCUGCUUUAUAUAGAAAAGGUAAUUUUGGGUUGGUAGUAGGAUGUUGCCCUGGGCUUCUCGAUCUCACUAUUGUUGUUAAGAAGGGAUUAACAGACUCUGAAUUGUUUUGCCUAACGAAUUUGAAGAUUCUACGAAUGCUAAACAUCACAGGGCUCAAACGCUCUAGAGGAGAUGCAAUUACUUUCGACAUGGGCAUUGCUCCAGUGCUAAAGGUGGUCGGAAAUUCCUUAAAAGUUCUCCACCUUCCGCACUUUGAAGUCGACAUUUGGACCAUUGUCAAAUAUUGUCCCAAUUUAAACUCACUGAUUUUCCAAAAGCAUUGCGAAAGUUUAAGUGCCUUGUCUGAAAGCGAGGUAAUUCAAUUGCGUAAUGAAAAAGGGCGAGUAAUUUUUGAGGAUCUUCAAUUUAUACUUUGCGGCUACAACCUUUCGAAUGACAUUCUAUUUGCUUUGUUAUCUUGUCCUUCACUAGAAAAAGUUGUCAUAUCAGAUUGUAACGCACUCACCGACGAAUUUUUACAAGAAGCCAUGAAAAAUGGCAUCUUAAAAAAUCUUCAGUUAAGGAUGCCUAAAGUGUCGCCUGUUUUCUCACUUUUUUCACAGUGUCUUUACAUAAUUAAGAACAAUCUAGAACAUAUUUAUCCGACUCCCGUUAAAAGUGUUAAAAAGCGAUUGAAGUUGGAGACGAGCACUAGUUCAUGUUCUAUCCCACAAACAACUGUAGGCGAAUCCGACAAUAAUCCGUUUCAUAAAAUACCUACCGUUCUGUUGGAGCAGAUCAUCAGUUCACUUCACAAGAAAAUGAAAAAUUUCGACAUUGGGUUUCUCAUUACAACGGAGCUAAAAAAAUUAAUUAUUCCCAAUUUGUGCAAUGAGCAAUACCUGAAUUUCAGAAAACUCGAAACACUGCAAGGUAUUGGAUGUAAAUUAUUGCUCUAG